UCAAAUGGUCUAGCCUGCUCUACAGCUGUUUGUGUCUCAGUGUCUUUGAUUUUGUGUAAAGUUAGCGGCCGCCGUUGAUCACUUUAAUAAACAUUAACGAAAGUAAUCGCAUUUUGAGACCAUUUAACUUAAAUUCGUGUGCAAGAUGUUCCUGACCCGUUCCGAGUACGACCGUGGCGUGAACACCUUCUCUCCCGAGGGACGUCUUUUCCAGGUGGAAUAUGCCAUCGAAGCGAUCAAAUUUGGUUCUACUGCCAUUGGUAUUAGCACACCGGAGGGUGUUGUAAUGGCGGUAGAGAAACGUAUUACCUCAUCGCUGAUAGAACCAUCGAAGAUGGAAAAGAUCGUAGAAGUAGACCGUCACAUAGGAUGUGCCACCUCGGGCCUGAUGGCUGACUCGCGAACGCUGCUCGAUCGUGCGCGUAUCGAGUGCCAGAAUCAUUGGUUCGUGUACAACGAAAGGAUGUCGGUGGAAUCAUGUGCACAGGCCGUCUCGAACGUGGCCAUCCAGUUUGGUGACGGUGACGAUACGGAUUCGGCCAUGAGUCGACCAUUCGGUGUAGCUAUACUGUUUGCUGGCAUUGAGAAUGAUGAACCGCAGCUUUGGCAUAUGGAUCCGUCUGGAACGUAUAUAAGGUUUGACGCAAAAGCAAUCGGUUCCGGUAGCGAAGGUGCACAACAGAAUUUGCAGGAGUACUAUUUGCCCACGAUGACCAUUAAGGAAGCGAUCAAUCUAGCUCUUAGCACACUGAAGCAAGUGAUGGAAGAGAAGCUGAACUCAACGAACGUUGAAGUCAUGACAAUGACACCGAAGGAACUGUUCCGAAUGUUCAGCAAGGAGGAAGUUGAAGAGUACAUCAAUAAUAUGAGCUAAAUCGGAUUUGAAACAUUUGUUUUCGUCCCGUGCAGUUUCCACGCAUCUUUAAGUGAUCACCCCCGCGUUUUUUCCAAGCUAUUAUCAGCAGACUGGUUUCCAUCUGGUAGUUCAUGGUAUCGGCUAACAUAUUUCAAUGGAGUUGAGGAGUAUCUACUUUGCAAAUUGCUUUCUUUUCGAUUAGCUUCUCGACGGAAGCAAAGUAAGACUUGUGCGAGGCAGAGAAGAGAAUAAAAUUUGUUCCAGAAGUGAA
Anopheles funestus (African malaria mosquito) is the source of this 1127-nucleotide messenger RNA. It is a transcript of the gene Prosalpha5, whose product is annotated as proteasome subunit alpha type-5. Lineage: Eukaryota; Metazoa; Arthropoda; Insecta; Diptera; Culicidae. Gene Ontology annotation, biological process: proteasome-mediated ubiquitin-dependent protein catabolic process. Gene Ontology annotation, cellular component: proteasome core complex; nucleus; proteasome core complex, alpha-subunit complex. The transcript is spliced from 4 exons. Bases 146 to 874 code for a protein of 242 amino acids. The record is from RefSeq and is a predicted model, not a curated record.